AUGAAACAACAAGCUCCAAAAAGGGCAAAGCCAAAAAGGGCAAAGCCGGAACUAGCAGCUGACACCAAAGACAUUGCAGAACUCUCACAGGAAUCAUUGGCCGCACAGAUCAAUAAGAAGAGCAAGGGGGGUGCUGCGAGAAAGAUUGUGACGCUAUUGGAAGAGACGGAAGCUGGAACAAGCGAUUGGGGCGCUGCGGGAAUUCGACCAGAUGCGAGGACCUACCGAGUGGCAAUUCGUUCCUUGCUAAAACUAAACCGCACUGAGCUUGCAAUUCAUGUAUAUCGAAUGCGAAUGGAGGCCCGACUGAAGCGAACAGAUGCCAUUGCGUCAGAUCUACCGCUUGCAGCGAAUAUAAUACGUGCAAUUCUUCGCGAUGUCAAGAAUAGAAAAACACAGGCGAGGGAUCGGGAUGACGUCUUCUCGGAAAUGAAAGCUGAUUGUGCGGCAUUCAUGGACACUUUAUCAGUCGAUAAUAAUCAGUCCGAUCCCGGCAUUGCGAAGCACGUUGGCGCCUUGCUGCAGGUCAUGAACGCCUUCUUGACGGCUUCUGAUACUGCACGUGCUAUAGAAGCCCUUCAAACGAUUCAAACACUCCCCAUACAAGAUGACGCGGCGGCUUUGCCAAUUAAGGAGUACAACAACUGCAUAAGAGUUCUUGGCAAGAGCAGGUCAAUGCCGGGGGUGUUCGCAAUUCUGGAUUUGAUGAAGGCCAGCAAGGUCGAGGCGAACAAUGAGACGUAUGAGUUUCUCGCGAAUGCCGCCGUUCGUCAAGUUGAUUUCGUCACCGGGGCCGUUUCUAUGGAUACCCUUCCACCUCCAAUUACCACUGAAGUUGCUUUUGUGGGGAGGUCAAACGUAGGAAAGAGCUCCCUUGUUAACAUGCUUUGCAACCGCAAAGCCUUGGCGUACGUUAGUGGAACCCCAGGCAAGACGCAGCAGUUCAACUAUUUUCACGUCAACGCAAAGGAUCAAGAAUCACAAUUUUACAUGGUGGACUUGCCCGGUGUCGGAUACGCCAGGGUCCCGAGGCCGGUUCAAGAAGCGUGGAUCAGAUUUAUGGAACAAUACCUUCAAUACCGAACAAGUCUUAGGCUGAUAUUUCAUUUGAUUGAUGGUAGACAUGGUGCAAUGACGGAUGAUGAGCAACUGAUGCGCCUCAUCGCCGCGUCGGGUAGGCAAAAGGGCGAGUAUGUUGUUGUCUUCACAAAAAUGGAUAAAAUGGACAAGCAAAAACUGAAGCAAGCUGUCAUUAAUGAAACAAGAUCUGCCCUUUCUCGGAAUGGAUGUCGUUCGGAUACUCCUAUUGUGAUAUCGUCGUCUUCCACGCGCCUCGGGAGGGAUGAGAUGUGGCGACAUCUACAGUCUGUUCUAGUGUCUAAUCCGCUACAAUUUGGACUAAAAAGCCUUUAG
Molecule: messenger RNA, 1413 nt
Organism: Chondrus crispus (carragheen)
Lineage: Eukaryota; Rhodophyta; Florideophyceae; Gigartinales; Gigartinaceae
Exons: 1
Coding region: 1-1413 (470 amino acids)
Molecular function (GO): GTP binding
Source: RefSeq, a predicted model, not a curated record